GUGUCAACACCAUUUACCCGCGCAGUUUGGCUGCUAUGGUCGUCAACAUUUGGAGUUUGAACAUUAGCAACAAGACAGUUCUGCGCUCAAUCAAAUUUACAAUGUCAGUUCCCCUAGCACCCCACGACAGCCCUGGCCUGAGCAGGACCGGUCAAACGGUGAUAGCCGUCUGCCUCGGAAUCGUUUUGGUGUUUGGAUGCCUGAACAAUCUCUUUGUCCUGCUCAUCUUCGCGAGGUUUCGCUCACUGUGGACUCCUAUAAACCUCAUUCUGCUGAACAUCAGCGCGAGCGACAUACUCGUGUGUAUGUUUGGGACUCCCUUCAGUUUUGCCUCCAGUCUAUAUGGGAAAUGGCUUUUGGGAAAUCACGGCUGCAAAUGGUACGGCUUUGCCAAUUCGCUUUUUGGAAUUGUGUCUCUGAUGUCUCUGUCCAUCCUCUCAUAUGAGCGUUAUGGUGCCCUGCUGCACCGUACCAAGGCAGACACAUCUGACUUCCGAAGGGCCUGGCUAUGUGUGGCGGGAUCCUGGCUGUAUUCGCUGGUGUGGACUUUGCCUCCAUUCAUAGGUUGGAGCAGCUAUGGCCCAGAGGGUGUCGGGACUACAUGUUCGGUGCAGUGGCAUCAGCGCUCAAUCAGUAACAUGUCAUAUGUGGUGUGCCUGUUCAUCUUCUGCCUGCUUCUGCCCCUGAUGCUCAUGGUCUUCUGCUAUGGCAAAAUCCUGCUCAUUAUCAAAGGGGUAACUAAAAUCAACCUGCUGGCUGCACAAAGGCGAGAGAACCACAUCCUUCUCAUGGUUGUCAUCAUGGUAUCCUGCUACCUGCUUUGCUGGUUGCCUUAUGGGGUGGUUGCCCUGCUUGCCACCUUUGGCAGGAGGGGGCUGAUCACUCCCAUAGCCAGUGUGGUGCCCUCAGUCCUGGCCAAGAGCAGCACUGUGGUCAACCCUGUCAUAUAUGUGCUUUUCAACAACCAGUUCUACAGGUGUUUCAAAGCAUUUUUGAAGUGUAAGGGAGAACCAUCUAUUCACUCGCAGAACCCUCUACCAAGCAGCAAAGAAGAUCCCCAUGUACACAAGACCUGUGAUGGGCCAUCAUGGCAUCGCAGUUUCAGAAGCCUGACCAACAGUCCCCAGAAGAGGGAGCGGCACCCUCUGACCGUAGUGGUCCACUACACUCCCUGACACUGUCAAAGACUGUCUGUGUUCUUUACAGCUCAGCAUUUAUAAUGCUUCAUGAUGACUCUGCAGUUUUAAAUUCAGAAGCAGAGUUAAACCUCUUUACUCUCUCCACCAUGAAAUAUGCAAUGUAUUAACUUAAAGAAAGGCUGCUUUCUUCAAAUUGCCAAUUUCCAUGCUGCAACUAUUUCAAAAUCCCUGAUUUUCCUCAAAAUGCAAUCACAUUUAUUUCUCUGUUUGUUUUUGACAGUUUUCUUUUAGGGGGAUGGGAGUUGUGACAUCACAAAGUGGUGAAACUCAUGAAUAUUGAUUAGGUUAUGUGUAGAUCAUGUAAAAUCACAUUUUACGGUUUUUGUAAAGACAGCCUUGAUGACUAAUUUAAGCGCUCCAAUAAAUAGUUUGCAUAUGAUUAAAUUGAUAACUUGAAUCAUACAUCAAACACUAAUAGUAAUGGGAUUUUGAUGGAGAAAUACAUGGAUCAGUGAGAAAUACAUGGAUCAGUGAGAAAUACAUGGAUCAGUGCGAUUUUAGCCAGACUGACUCAAUGGUCUCAUUGUAAAUUUCUCGUCUCUAGUAACAAUAGUUCCGAGUUCUCAUCAGCCCACUCAUCAUAACAUAAAAUAUUAAAUCCAGUGAGUGAUUGCAACUUAAUAUAACACACACGAAUGAAAGCUGAACAACUGGAGAUGUUUAUUCUACAUUAGGCUCUUGCCUGAUGAAUUUAUUUAAAAAGGUGGUGGGGACAAAAUGAUCAAAUGCAUAAAGUAGUAGGAACAUUUCCCGCCCUUUCCACCUCUAAAUGAUGCCUAUGGGUGAAAAUAUCAUUAAGCAGAUACUGUAUCUAUACAUGUAAAAUUCACAGUUUUUAACUCUCUUGGAAAAUUACACCGAAAUAUUGAUGGUGCAUCUUGCACUCACACAAUUAUUUAUUAAUUAAAUGUCCAAUAGAAUGCUCUUUUAGUUUAGAAAUUAUGUAAACUAAAGGUUAUUGACCCCAAGCAAUUUUAUGGUGUUUUUAAGAGCAUGAGAAUAUAUUUUUUAAAUAUAAAACAUUCAUUAAGUGCCAUGUUAUACUGACUGUACACAAUGUAUGAUUAAAAAAUUAAAAUUGCUAUCUUGUAGUGCAAAGCAGUAUAGCCAGGGACGUAUUACCGACCGGGAAAAUGGGGCCAGUGCACAGGGGCCCUUGACAACCAGGGGGUCCUUCACUGCCCGGGGGGCCCUGGGCUUUCAGGUUGCGCAAACUUCUUUGUGAUCCCCCGCUCGAAAAACCCUUUUGGUCAUGAACAACGAACAGCCAACACUCAACAACAUUUGGGCAGAAAACCAAAACCCCCAAAACAACAAUUGGAGGGGGGCCCUUGGAAAUAAUUGGCCCCAGGUCCUUUGCAAGUAAUAAUCAGUCCCUGAUUAUAGAACUAAUAUCGGCUCUCAGGGCUUGUAGUGCACAGGUGCAGAGUGUAAUAGCACUUGUCGCCAGUAGUAGGAGCCACUGCCCAUAUCAUACCGCACUGAGUUGGUAUGUGAGUCCGUUUCACGAUAGUCCCAAGAAAAUGGAAUUAAACCUUUGAAUGUUUACUCUAAACAGUAUUGACACUUUUUAAAGACUUUGUGUAGUAGUUGUGAAGUUCCAAUGCUUAAAGUAUAGGUAGAGUUUGUAUUGUUUUAAGUGUCUCUUGCCAGAAGUGUGAAAUGUUGUAUUGAAAAAGAGGUUAAUUGUUUAUUUUAAGACCAAUUGAAUUUAUCCUUGUCUUUAGUAUUGUCAUAAAUUAUCAUAUCAAGUAAUUUAUUUUAGAAUGGUUUAAAAUGUAUGUAUUUUUUAGUCACGCUAUAUUACAUGCUCGUGCUGAAAAUAAACAGCUUACAUCAUUAUUCCAGCUAGAACAUUUUUUGGACUUAAAUCUUGCAUUAUAAGAACUUUUUUUCCAGAAGGUGUGAAAAUUUUCAUA
This is a messenger RNA of Xyrauchen texanus (razorback sucker), 3118 nucleotides long. RefSeq names its product teleost multiple tissue opsin 3a (gene tmtops3a). Gene Ontology annotation, cellular component: photoreceptor outer segment; membrane. NCBI's taxonomy places the organism in Eukaryota, Metazoa, Chordata, Actinopteri, Cypriniformes, Catostomidae. Gene Ontology annotation, molecular function: G protein-coupled receptor activity. Bases 36 to 1175 code for a protein of 379 amino acids. The transcript has 4 exons. The record is from RefSeq and is a predicted model, not a curated record. Gene Ontology annotation, biological process: visual perception; G protein-coupled receptor signaling pathway.